Panonychus citri (citrus red mite) is the source of this 3729-nucleotide messenger RNA. RefSeq names its product DNA excision repair protein ERCC-5 homolog (gene mus201). Gene Ontology annotation, molecular function: DNA endonuclease activity; single-stranded DNA binding. The record is from RefSeq and is a predicted model, not a curated record. Lineage: Eukaryota; Metazoa; Arthropoda; Arachnida; Trombidiformes; Tetranychidae. Gene Ontology annotation, biological process: nucleotide-excision repair. Gene Ontology annotation, cellular component: nucleus.
UUCUUUUCCUUUUGUUACCAUCAAGUCUUUUAAUUGUUGUGUUUUAAUUUCUCUUUAAUUUAAAUUGUCAAUAUUUAUAGAUCUUUAUCAAUUAAAAUAUGAUUUUUAAUCACUAUAGUUCACAUAAUCAACAUAAUUGUGUCAGCUUUUAUACUCGCCCAUUUCCACCAAUGGUGUUUGAGUUGAUUGUCAUUAAACCAAACAAGUGAAUCUCAAUUAUUUUCAUUAUUAACUUGAAUUUUUCUCUGGUUACAUUUAUUUUUAUUAAAUCUAUGAUUGCUCAAGAUUGUUUAUUUGGUGAAAUAGAAAAUCUAAACUAACAAGAUUUCAUGGGAGUCAAAGGACUUUGGACAUUGCUGGAACCUGCUGGUUAUCCAAUCAGUUUGGAAAGUCUUGAGGGUAAAAUAAUUGCCGUCGAUAUAAGUAUAUGGAUUAAUCAAUCGAUUAAAGGUAUUAGGGAUAAAAGAGGAAUUCUUGCUGAAAAUGCUCAUCUUUUGGGUUUAUUCAAUCGGAUCUGUAAAUUAUUAUUUCAUAAAAUCAAACCUGUCUUCGUAUUUGAUGGCGGGGCACCAGCUCUAAAGCGACAAACCAUUGAAGAGCGACGAUUAAGACGAGAAAAUAUCUUAUCCAAGACUAAGAGCAACGUAAACAAAGUCUUAAAGUCUUAUAUCUCAGAUAAAUCAAAGGAAAUUGAAUUUGAUGAAGAUGAUGAAAAUGGAUUUGAUGAUGUCGGUUUUGGAUUGAAAGAAUGGACAGCCAAGGAUGAUGGUGGUAUUUUCAUUCUUCCUGAAGAAUCGCCGAUCAAGGAUGAUAAAGAAAAGAAUGAGAAAUCAGCUGAAGAUGAUUGGCAAGACUUUGAGUUCUCUGCUCAUCCGAAAUUGCGACAUUUACAAGACACUUCGCUUAUCGAUACAGAGUCAGAUGAUUUUAAAAAUUUACCACCGGAGAUACGACAUGAACUACUUGCUGAUAUGAGAGAGAAAAAGAAAAGAUUGAAUAAAGUAGAUGAUAUUCCUAAAGCAACAGACGAUUUCUCUAGUUAUCAAAUGCAAAGGAUUCUCGUGAGAAGAAAAAUCCAGGAGAAGAUGGAAGAAGUUCAAAAUGAGAUGAUUACCAGUAUUUCCAACAACGCAGCUUCUAAUUUUAGUUCUAACACCGAUGGUGGAUAUCAAGGAAUCACUGCUUCGAGAGUGAUGUCUGAUGAUUCUACUCAUUUUGUUUACUUGAAUAAAAGACGAAUGGAUGUUAAAGACGAAUCGCCAAAAUUACUUAUGCCUAAAAGACGAAAAGAAGAGCCCCAAAGAGAUUUUCGCCCAGCAAAGGCUUAUCGAGAUCUUUUCUCUUCCAUUGAAGAAUUUGAUUUUGGAAUAAAAGAAGAAGUAGAAAAGGAAGGAUCAACUUCCCUUCGUGAAAAGUUGAGAAAAGAGAUGUCCGAUGGACCAACAAUCAAUAUCGAAUUCAAACCAAUUCGAUCAAAAUCAAAUAAAAGUCCAAUCAAAUCAAAAGAAUCCAACUUUUCUCCCAUCAAAUCUGUAGUCCAUUCUGAAAGUGACAGUCUCUCUGAAGAUGAUUUCGUUGAAGUUGAAGAGAUUCAAGUGAGUGAUGACAGUUCAACUGAUGAAGAGGAAUCUCCAUCUAAAGAUCAACCUUCACCAUCGAGUUCCAUCAGCCCGAAAAAAGUAACAGAACCAAGUUCAACUAUACCCAAUGAUCAAUCAAGUACACGAUUUUCUCCGACAAGAUUCAAUCUUCAAACAAACAAAUCUCAUCUGAUUAAUUUUGAUAAUCCCAUUGCGUCGACUUCUAAAGAAGCAGAUAGAAUUGAAUCACAAAUGGCAAAUCUAUCGACGAAAUCAAAGUCUCCUGAGAAAUCAUAUAGAUUUUCACCCUCUUCGAAAAAAUCUCCUAAACCCGUUGAAAGUGUCCUUUCUUAUUUUACAAAGUUAAAGAAGACAAACUCACCCCAAGAGGAAAAUAUUGAUUUAGGAGAUGAAAUUGAUUCAGAUGAUUCUGAUUUGGUCAUCGAAAAGGAGAUUGUAACACCAGUGAAAAAAACAAAACCAUCUGAAGAUGUUGAAGUUUUGGACGAACCUGAAACUCCAGUUAUAAAAAGUCAUCAUUUCGCUGAAAUCGAUACACCAACGUUGAGUAAAUCCCCGAUUAAAACAAUUCCUAGUCACGUAUCUCCGAUUCAAAGCUCAAAGAUUGAACCAAAUACCCCGACACCCAAACCAUCACCAAAACCAGUACCUCAAGCACCAACUACACCAACAACUCCUAAAACACCAAUUAUAACUAAAUCACCAGUGACACCUAAAACACCAACCACACCAAAGACUCCAAUGAUGAGAACACCAUCUAAACCUACAGUCUCGCCUUUGGUAACACCAAUCAAAGUACUCAAAUCGCUGGAUCGAACCGAUGAGAUAAAUGAACAGAUCAGGGAUUGUAAAAAGGCCGAAAGGCAGACAUCAACUGUCGCCCAAAAUAUGAUCGCCGAUUGCCGUGAAUUAUUAUCAAUGUUUGGUAUUCCCUAUGUAAUGUCACCAAUGGAAGCCGAAGCUCAAUGUGCAACACUUGAAAUUCAAGGUUUAACCCAUGGAACCAUAACUGAUGACAGUGAUGUUUGGCUUUUCGGUGGCAAAACGGUUUUUAAAAAUUUCUUCAAUCAAAGCAAAUAUGUAGAAAUGUAUAGAAUAAGUGACAUUGAAAAAAAGCUUAAAUUAGAUCGAGACACAAUGAUCUGUGUUGCGAUGUUAACAGGAUGUGAUUACACUGAUGGUGUCGAAGGUGUUGGAACUGUUAAAGCGACAGAAAUUUUGAGUGAAUUUCCUGGUAAAGGGAUUGAGCGUCUUCGAUCAUUCGCCGAUUGGUGGAGAAGCAAGAAAAAGGGAAACGACAAAUCGCCUGGAAAUAAAUUGCGAUCACAUCUUUUGAAACUUAAUCUAAGUGAUAAUUUUCCAAGUGAUUUAGUUUACAAGGCAUUUAUUUCACCGAUUGUCUUGGAUUCAGCAGAGAAAUUUUCAUGGGGAAUGCCGGAUCUCGAUCUACUUAGACGAUAUGCUGCUGAAAAGAUGCGAUGGUCUAAAGAGAAAAUCGAUUCGACCUUAAUUCCAAUAAUCAAAAAAUUAAACGAAAAACAAAAUCAACUACGAAUCGACCAAUUUAUCCAACUUCGUUCUAACAAUAAUAAAAUGGCCUAUGGGUCCAAACGAUUGGCUAAUGCAGUCAAUAAAAUGUCGGGUUUGAGUGAGCCAACAGUUGAAGCAGCACAAACCGAUCGACCAGGAAUGAGCAAAUUACGGGAGAAGGUUAAAAACCAAAGGAAAAAAGGUCGAUCAACAAUCAAUCAACAAUCACAACAACAACAACAAUCAAGACAAAUCAAUCAAAAAAAGAAAAGCAAACCUGAUAAUAAGAAUAAAAAUAAUGGUGCAAGUAAAAGUAAAAAACCUCGAACAAAAAUCACAACGGAAACACUUCAACUAUCUGAUUCCAGUUCAGAAGAGGAUUAAAUUACUCGUCCAAAUCAAUUAAAACUGCAACAAUUUACUAAUCAAAGCAUCUUGGAAAAUGUUAUUUUUUUUGUACAAAAACAAACUAAACCUUUUUAACCCAAUAUUGUAUUUAAAGUUGUAUAUUUAUCUAAUUUCAUCUGUGUUACGCUUUAAAUUUGUAAAUUAAUUAAAGCUCAAUCAAAUUGGAAAUUAAAAGUACAGUCGAAAUUCA